UCUCAGCUCUCAGCUCUGCGGUCCAAUAUAGCGCAUGCGCACUGCCCCAGGACUCAUACACUCUCAGACCGCAAUAUGGCGAGAAUGCCUGGCAGCGGGCACAACUGCCGUGGUGACGAACGAGACUUCGAGGACGGAGAAGGAGAGAUUCAGGAGAUCCAGAUCACGGUGAACGAGGGUGAGGAGUGUGAGGAUGAAGAAGCCGAGUUGGAGCCCAAGAACUGCGAGAGCGAGGAAGCGGUCCUUAUGCGGAAUAUAGACCAGCAGCGCGGGGGACACGAGCUGCACAUGCUUCUGGACCCCGAUGCUGAUGAGGGAGAGACGACUCAUCUGUCCGUGUCGGAGCGCUCGCGUCUGAGCGAGAACACGCGCUUGGCCACGCGUUACGCGGUGCGGAUCUUCCGCGAGUAUUUGAGCGAGACGGCACAGAGUACGAACUUCGAAAGCAUGGACAAACACGGACUCUGCAGAGUCCUGCGCGCGUUUUACUCGGAGGCGCGCUCCAAGAGCGGCCAGUUGUACAGCAAGUCGUCGCUGAUCAGCAUACGCAGUUCGCUCAACCGUUAUCUAAACGAGCCGCCCUUCUGCCGCACGCUCGACCUGACCAAGGACCCGGAGCUGCGCAGUGCCAACCUGGCGCUUGCUGCUGUCAUCCGCCGCCUGGAGGAACAGGGCGCCGGACCCGUGGUUCAGAAGCAGGCGAUCACGCGCGCCGACCUGCGCAGGCUAUACGCGUCUGCCGCGUUCAGCGCGCGCACCCCAUUCGGACUACUCAACAAAGUGUGGUUCGAGACGUGUAUGUACUUCUGUACGAGGGGCCGAGAGAACCAGCGCGAGCUCGAAGAGGACUCUUUCGGGCUCGCCACGGACGAGGACGGGAGGAGGUUCGUCUACUUCAAAGCGCUCGGGCCGUACCACAAGUCCCGCUCUUCAUCCUGGAGCAGGAAAAGAUCAGACACGGAUGAGGAAAACCUCCCGCGCAUGUACGAAACCGGCACGGAGUUUUGCCCUUAUGCAAGCUUUGUGAAGUACCUGUCAAAGCGCAACCCCGCGUGCAGGGCUUUUUUCCAGCGCCCGCGCGAUCACUGCAGCGAAAACGACACGACGUGGUACGAGAAUAAAGCCGUGGGUAAAAACCUGCUGGGCACGAGGAUGCAGAUGCUCUCUCGCGCAGCUAAGCUCUCCAAAACCUACACCAACCACUGCAUCGGCGCCGUCUCCAUAGCAACGCUCAACAGCGUCGCCGGCAUCGGCUCGAAAUUGGCGCCGCUACAUGUUGCACCGGAAAUGGUCAACGGAAGCCAGCGGCUGCGUCGCGACACCGAGGACUCACCGGACCUCGAGACGCGUAAAAUGUGCAAACGUCAACGAACGGACAUUUAUUCCGCGUACGCGACGUUACCGGAGUCUUCCCCGAAAAGGCUUUGCGUUCGUCCUGGUGUAGAAGGCGCAAACCCUCCGGUACCGAUCAAAGUUAGCGCGGAUUCCGCGGUCCCCGUCGCCCCGCCUGCGCUUGAGCACAAAGGGGAACCUGCACUCGUGCUGUCUGCGCAGGAACAUCGCAGCAGCGUGGCCAUGUUGACUCGGCCUCGUUUGGCACAGUCGCCAUCCUCCCCAGUGGGUACAGCUGGCAUCCCCACACCGGCCCAGCUAACCAAGGCCAACGCACCAGUGCACAUCGAUGUGGGAGGACAGAUGUACACCAGUAGUCUCGCUACGCUCACUAAAUACCCAGAAUCUCGGAUUGGCCGUUUGUUUGAUGGCACAGAGCCCAUAGUGCUAGACAGUCUAAAGCAGCAUUAUUUCAUCGACCGUGAUGGUCAUAUGUUCCGCUACAUCCUCAACUUUCUCAGGACUUCCAAGCUACUCAUCCCAGAUGACUUUAAGGACUACUGUCUGCUGUAUGAGGAAGCACAAUAUUUCCAGCUGCAGCCACUACAGGCAGAGCUUGAACGCUGGCGUUCGGAGCGAGACUCAGGGUGUGUGUCACGGGCAUGCGAAUGUGUGGUGGUGCGUGUGGCUCCCGAGCUGGGCGAAAGGAUCACAUUGAGUGGAGAUAAGGCUCUCAUCGAGGACAUUUUCCCUGAGAUCGGAGAUGUCAUGUGUAAUACAGUCAACGCAGGAUGGAACCAUGACUCCACUCAUAUCAUCCGGUUCCCACUAAAUGGAUACUGCCAUCUCAAUUCUGUACAAGUUCUUGAGCGGCUCCAGCAGAAGGGAUUUGAGAUUGUUGCUUCAUGUGGAGGUGGUGUGGACUCAUCUCAGUUCAGCGAGUAUGUUCUACGGAGAGAGAUCAAGCACGUUCGAAGCGGGGUCCUGACUACAGUCAUUCAAAUUAAACAGGAACCACUGGACUAGUGGAAAAUUAUCUUUUUUUUUUAAAGGACAGGUUACAGCCUUUCAAGUAUAUAUGGUCAUAUGAAAAAAUAAAUACACCCCGUGGAAAUUGUUGGCUUUUUUGACAUAUCUGGACAAGCAAACAUUUGAGCCUCUUUGAAACAGUAUCUAUUAUUGAAGUUGAUAUACUUGAACAAAACCACAAUGAAAAGUAGCUUUUUCAAUAAUUUAUUCAACAGAAAUGUCAAUAGAUGUGAUAAUCUUCUGUGGAAAAAGUAACUACACCCGUGGCCUCAGAAGCUAGUAUUGCCCCCUUUAGCAUUUUGCAUAAUUGUCCACCAGGCUUGCUCGAAUUUUUGACCACUCUUCCAUCCAAUAUUCUUUCAGUUGCAAGAUGUUUGAGGGUUUUCACAAUAUUUCAAUGGGAUUCAAAUCUGGGCUUUGACGAGGCCAUUCCAUAACCCUCCAUUUCUUCUUUUUUAGCCAUUCCUUGGUGGAUUUGCUCAUGUGCUUAGGAACAUUAUCCUGUUGAAAGGUCCACUUUCAGUUCAACUUCAACUUUCAGACAGAUGGCCUCACAUUAUCUUCAAGCACUCUUUGGUAUGAUUCAGAGUGUAUCAACUUUAUAAAUAUGCACUGUUUCAAAGAGGAUAAAAUGUUUGCUAGUCCAAAUAUGUCAAUAAAAGCCAACAACGUCCAUGGGGUGUACUUAUUUUUUCACAUGACUGUACAACGGGUAUAUACAAUAAUCAACUUUUCAGUGUUAAAACGCAAAAAAAAUCAAAUAGAUCUGCCACAUAAGAUUAUACCAAGGCAAAGGUUUGUUUUAAAACUUUUUUACUUGGUUUACCGGAUUCAUGUCCACCAGUAUCAUCAAAAGAAGUCAAAUCAAAAGCAACUCUUAUCCAGGUCUCUGUACUGUUACUAUUCCCAGACAGUUAUCUUAACAGUUUUAUCAGAUUAUGUUAUUACCAGACAUCAUUGCACACAUACAAAAGCACAAAAUAAAGGAAUAUG
Messenger RNA from Ictalurus punctatus (channel catfish), 3354 nucleotides. It is a transcript of the gene kctd1, whose product is annotated as potassium channel tetramerization domain containing 1. The coding region runs from base 76 to 2358 and encodes 760 amino acids. Gene Ontology annotation, cellular component: nucleus. The transcript has 5 exons. Lineage: Eukaryota; Metazoa; Chordata; Actinopteri; Siluriformes; Ictaluridae. Gene Ontology annotation, molecular function: transcription factor binding; transcription corepressor activity. The record is from RefSeq and is a predicted model, not a curated record. Gene Ontology annotation, biological process: negative regulation of DNA-templated transcription; protein homooligomerization.